AUGAUAAACUACGUUUUAUCAGGGCGGGAGAAUCCAGAUCUAGUUCUCACUUCAGAACAAUUAAACACAUCACCAAAGGUGUAUACCGAGGUAGAUAGAAGUUGGGGAGAUACAGGAUACAGGGAUACAGAUGGAGGAUACAGGGAUACAGACCCAGGAUACAGUUUUGAAGAACCACAGGAUACAGUACACUCAGAACCGCGAACACCUUUCUUGGAACGAAGCACUACCACGCCCCUGGGAGAUUCUUUAUCACCCUUCAGUGAUCCUUCCUAUGUGGUUGUACCCCCCCUCACGCUUCCACUCUCAACUCUACCCCUCCUUCCCUCUACAUUACAUCACGAAGGAAGCCCUGCACACUAUCCCAGCACGAGAUCUGAUCGAAUGUACCCGGUUGAGUACUUUUACGAUGCAAGAACAGAAUCCGUAAACCGGUUUUGGAACGGUACAGAGACCGCCUACUCACAGUCCGAGUGGCCAGCCGAUCAUGAACGAUAUUUCGGCGAUGCAGCUUACACGGCCGCCGAGCCAUGUCAACCGGUGGAACGUUCAACUUCUAGAACAUCACUGAAGAGUACUAGCUCCGGCGAAUCCCUGGAAUCAAACCGGAACCUGGAGCUUAACAGUAACUUUAUAACCUCCGCUGAUAUUAUCCGCCACUGCUCAGUUGUCCGCCUUGAUGAGUCUUCAAGAUCAAACUCACAAGAAUCUACUUGCUUUCAACAAUUUCUAGAAUGAGCCUUUUAAUUCUUAAAAUUUUGUUAUUUGUACCUAAAGUCGUUGUCGUAUAUAUCAAUACCAAGACGACUUUUGAUUUCUAGCAAGCUUUCAAACCUCAAGGAUACACACAUAAUACACAUGAACACCGUAACACGGAAACAAAGAGAAGCUACCAAGUAAUUUGAACAGUUUCUCUUUGUUUACCUGCAAACUUUUAAUUUAAAAAAUGCUUGUUAGAAAUCAAAACUUCAACAGAUCAGUCGUCUUCAUUCUAUUGAUAUAAACGCUGACCAUUGUCAUACAGGUUAAAACUUAUUGUUGGGAUCGACUGGACUCAAUUCACAGCGUGAUCUUUCAAAUAGAAAGAUUUAGGUUGAAUUUAUCCAUUCUUUUCAGUUUCCAACUGUGAAAUCUGUUAAAUGAGAAAAUUGGCUGAACUAGCUUAGAGCCUAAGUACAGGGUGUCCCACGAAACAUGACGAUAGCAAGACGGAUUGGAGGUCGUCUUUGAUCUUGGAAAUAAGUUGCGUCAUUAUUUGUAAACCUAAUGUUAGAAGUAAAAUUCAAAAAUGUGGUCUGCCUUUUUUGUGCUGCCAAUAAUAUCAUGGAUAUGAAUAAAUUCGUUCAGAUUUGUACAACUAAAAAAAUAGAAAGUUGAACUAAAAAUUCUUUAGAUUUCCGUUAAUAUUGACAAUACAAAAAAACGGAUCACAUUUUGGAAAUUCCAGGCCUAGAAGAAUUUUGUUCCCAAGAAUCAUGCAGGUGAAAGUGGGUUGACGACUGAAUCAUUAAAUGGGGAUUUGACAUUUUCUGUUGAGCAUUGCGCAAAACAGAGAGAGGGGGAUUGAAUUUUGUAGGUCCAGAAAGAUAAUUAAAUUAGUAUUUAUUUAGGGUUAGGUUAG
This is a messenger RNA of Eurytemora carolleeae, 1621 nucleotides long. RefSeq lists its product as uncharacterized. The record is from RefSeq and is a predicted model, not a curated record. The transcript has 6 exons. Lineage: Eukaryota; Metazoa; Arthropoda; Copepoda; Calanoida; Temoridae. The coding region runs from base 1 to 738 and encodes 245 amino acids.